AUGGAGGCGGCGGAGCUGCGGGAGCUGCGGGCGCUGGUGGAGCGGGCGGGCGGGCGGCGGGCGGUGCUGCUGGUGGCAGAGGUGGCGGAGGGCGCUCCGGCGGCGGCCACGCUGGCGACGUUCGCCCGGGAGCUGCUGGGUGACGAGGCUCCGCCGGGAUCGGGGGUGGGGCCGGGAUGCCGGUCCCGGUCCCGGUGCCGGCGGCGGGCGCUGGGGGCUCGGCUCCUGCUGGUGCUGUGCCGCGGAGGAGCGGCGCGGGGCCGCGGGAGCCGUGCGCGGCUGCGGGAGGUGGUGCGGGACGUGCGGGGCCGUUUGCCCUCGGGGCCGCCGCCCGCCGUCGUCGGCGUUCUUUUGCCCGGUGGGGACGGGGAGGACGCGGCGGUGCUGGACGCGACGCUGCGGCGGCACUUCCCGGCGGCGGGCACCGUGCAGGCGGCGCGCUACAGCCCCGGGAGCCCCGCAGCGCUGCGGGAUUGCCGCACCGCCGCCUGCCGAGCUCUGCGGGCCGCCCUGCAGCACCCCGCAGAGGAGGAGAAAGAGAGGGGUAGGUGGAGGCUGCCUGCCUUCCUGCAGUGCAUCUCUUGGAGCCAGAGGAGCCGGAGGAGCCAGAGAAAAGGCCACGCGUCAAAAGCUGCAAACAGUGUUCAUGAAGACAACCUGCAGGACCCCCAGGAGGUGGCUCUGACCAGUCUGUCUCCCAAUGGAAACUAUGAAGACGCUGCUGGAGGUGUGGGCACCUAAAGCUGCGGGUGCCUGAUGUGAUCCCUGUCCCGGUCCUGCCUGGCUGGUGGGGAGCAGCGGGAGGAGGAGCAGCGUGAGCCUCCAAGCUCCAUGCCAGAGCCACCCCCUGCCCGUGGGGCUGUGCUGGUGGACACCGGGCUUUGGAGAAGCCCUUUGGGAAUGUAUCCUCCAUCCUGGGCAAGGUGACGUGGGGACUUCAGCUUCCAUCUGCCUGAACAAAGGGAAAUGAGCAAAGCUCCCUGCUGAGAUUGCUAGAGAUGGCCUCCCAGGCAAACGGAUUCUGCUGCCUUAUUUUUCUGUUUUAUUGCUUUAUUCUGAAGCUGCCGACCUCUCUCUGAUCAAGGAAAAAAAGAAAAAGACCAAUAAUGCAGUGGCUUGGAGACUGCAGUGGGACUAAGUAUGACGUCUUGUAACCACCAGCCAACUGAAAAGCUUGGAUAUGUAUGAAUAAUGUGAAGAAAUGCAGUUCUGGACAGCAAGAAUAACACAAAAGACACUGAUAUUCCUGACAGCUGGAUCAGGGGGUGGUUCUGAGAGCAGGAUGUGUCCCUUUGUCCUGUCACAGUGCUCACAGACUGACCAACAUGCUGUCCAUGCUGGAAGGAGGCAAAAAGGACUGCGGCGUGCAUGGUGCUAGAUGGGGUAUGGCACAGGUCCACCAUACCUGGGACAUCUCCACAGCUGUGGUGGCAGCUCCUGGACAUGCCCCGCUGCAUUCCUCUCAAUGUGAUGGGGCAGCUUCAUAAAUUGAUAUAAAUGUUUAAACAUCACCUAUUUAAGCAGUUCCGAAGGGCUGCACGUGGUCUGUGGGGCAGCACGGAAUCAUAGAAUCACAGAGUGGCUUGGGUUGGAUGGCACCUCAAAGAUCCUCUGGUUCCAAACCCCUGUCAUGGGCAGGGUUGCUUCAUGGGGAAUAUUAUCAAAAUGCUCAAAUACCUUUUCUAACUCUUUUUUUAAUGCAACAUAAAGCAGGUCUCGUUUUGUUUUUCACACAAACUGCUGGGUUUUGUCUGUGCCUGGCCAUCCCUCUGGAGUUCCCCUCAGCUCAGGCAGAAGCUCCAGCCCCUCGUGUCCUGCACCCCCACUCCCCACUGAGUCGCAGUGGUGCAUCCUAGAAUCACAGAACUGAGUUGGAAGGACCCUCAAAGGCCAUCUGGUCCAACCCCCUGCAAUGCACAGGGACA
Molecule: messenger RNA, 1925 nt
Organism: Numida meleagris (helmeted guineafowl)
Lineage: Eukaryota; Metazoa; Chordata; Aves; Galliformes; Numididae
Gene: C4H2orf72
Product: chromosome 4 C2orf72 homolog
Exons: 3
Coding region: 1-741 (246 amino acids)
Source: RefSeq, a predicted model, not a curated record